Molecule: messenger RNA, 528 nt
Organism: Anthostomella pinea
Lineage: Eukaryota; Fungi; Ascomycota; Sordariomycetes; Xylariales; Xylariaceae
Source: the annotation of a GenBank genome assembly
AUGUCUUCCAACCGCACAACUCGAGACAUCAGCAGCGCCGGGGGCAGCAUCCUUCACUUCGUCCUCGGUACUUUGUGGUCUUUUCUCACCUGGUGGUCGUUCCUCGGCCGGUGGUUGAACCGAUCAGGCGGAGCAGCAUCCCAUGCCGGCUCGUCGAACACCUCGAAUACGUCUGGUACUUCCAAAACCAAUGCGCGUAGUGCGGGUACUGCUCGUCAGCAGCGAAUUGAAGAUGAAGACGACGAGCCCGAAAUAGGCUCCUAUGAAUACGGUAUCCGGAUGCUGCCAGACAAGCGUCCGUACGGCUUUUCGUCCGAAGAUCUCGAGGAGGUUUCAUGGAAGUUUGAACCUAGUUCCUUGGAGGUGGAGGAUGAGGGCGAGGCGGAGGAGGGGGGGCUGGUUGGCAAAACAGCGAGAGGAGAUGAGGACGUUCGAUAUUGGGAGAACACUACACACACAUACCGCAAAUCCACCGUCGAAAUCAUACCUCCCUUAGCAGACAUAGCUCCCCCUUCGCUAUCUGGGUAA